AUGAUGUCUCGCUUGCCGCCAGCGCCUGCUCCCUCUGGAGCCAGUCGCGGUCAUUCUAUCCGCGCGGGAACGUACGAGGAUGUUUCUCAGCACAUGCCCGGAAACUAUGCUGCUGUUCCUCCUAUAGCUUCCGCGAACCGCCGCCCAUUCGGAACUGAUAGUGCUGACGCCAGCCGCGCACCUGGGGAGAGGUGCGGACCAAUGGCGGGAGGCGGAGGCUUCAAUUCCGCGGACUCCGCGCCGCUGAAGCCGCUUGCGAGUGUGAAGCUGCGGCAGGGGACUAACGAGGACGCGUCGCAGUUAAUGCCGGAAAUUUACCGCGUCGGCAGCGCUAUGGGGGGGGAUUUUGACGCGCAUGUGGCGGCUGAAAAUGCGGAGAGGAGUUUGAGGGCACAACCGAAGUUCGGCGGCAGCUCGGUUCGCCUCGACCAGCCGCCAAUAAGCCCCACCGCCGACCGCGCUCUUACGCGCUAUGCCAGCUCGGGAGCUGCCUCACUCGGUGCAAUGGGCGCUGCGGCCGCCACAGCCACGGUGUACAAGGGCCGCCUGCUGGGCUGCAACAUGGCCAUCAAGCGCCUGGAGGGCGGCGGGUGGCAGGGCCCGAGCGAGUACAGCAUGGAGGUGGAGGUGCUGAGUCGCAUGCGCCACCCACACAUCGUGCUGCUCAUGGGCCACUGCCCCGACCCCAACGCCAUGUGCAUUCUCUACGAGUACCUGCCGGGCGGCAGCCUGCAGGAAUAUUUGGCUGCUAGUGCGAGGAGUGGGAGUGGUGCUGGGGGAGUGGGGGUGGGCGAUGGCAGCAGGAGUUCUGCAGUGUUUCCUGGAUCGGGCUCUGGUAUGACAUACUGCUCGGUUGCUAGUUCGGUGGCAGGUUCAGUAGCUGGUGGUACAGUCAGUCAGGUUCUGCGCCAGCCGUUGGCUUGGUACGACAGGGUGCGAAUACUCUCUGAAGUUUCAGGCGCACUGCUGUACCUCCACCAGCAUUCUCCGCCCAUCGCGCACCGAGACUUGAAACCCGACAACGUGUUACUCGAUGGUAACCGCAUGAGCAAGGUGGGAGACGUAGGCCUGGCAAGGCUAAUCGCAGAGGACGAUUACAACGUAACCGCACGCGUGCAAGGCACAGUAGGCUACAUAGACCCCGAGGAGGUGGCAACAUGUGAGAUCUCGGUGUUAUCGGAUGUGUACGCGUUUGGGCUGAUUGUGCUCCAGCUGCUGAUGGGCGAGCCUCAAGUGAAGCUGGUGCAUCGCCUUCUGACGGAUACAGCAGCAAUGGUAGAUGUAGAGAAGCGUAGAGCGGGGAGAGUGGGAGGGGUGUGCUCAGAGCCGUGGGCUGCAGCUGUGGAUGCGGUCUUGGCACGGCUGGAUAAGUCCGGUGGGGAGUGGCGUGCUGACGUGGCGCGCCAGCUGGCGGUGAUUGGAGUGCGGUGCGCUGACAGGGCAAGGGCGAGAAGGCCUGAUUUGGAAAAGGAUGUGCAGCCGGUGUUGAUGAGGCUAGAGGAGGAAUUGAGAAGGGAGGGGGACAAGGGCAGGACGGAUGUGGACAACCAGCUGCUGUGCCCCAUCUCUCAGACCCUGUGGUGGCAGCUGAUGGAAAUCUUCGCUAUUUCCAGCAACGACUUCCGCGUGGGAACCAGCGUUGAGCUUGAUGGAGCGCCAUGGAGAGUGCAAGAGUUUCUGCAUGUGAAGCCCGGCAAGGGAGCGGCGUUCGUGCGCACCAAGCUCCGCAACUUCAUCACCGGGAACACCGUCGAGCGAACCUUUCGCGCUGGCGAAUCGGUGGACGAGGCGAGUGUGGUGAAGGACGUGAAGCAGUUCACGUACCUUGACGGCGAGGACUUCGUCUUUAUGGACAUGGCGACGUAUGAGGAAACUCGGGUGACCAAGGCCCAACUGGGCGACAAAGUGAAGUUCCUUAAAGAGGGGACGGAGUGUAACGUGCUGACGUGGAACGACAAGGUGAUCGACCUGGAGCUGCCGAUCACACUCAAAAUGAAGGUCGUGCAGGCCGACCCCGGCAUCAAGGGCGACACUGCUGGCGGAGGUGGGACCAAGCCAGCAAUUAUCGAGACAGGAGCAACGGUGUCUGUGCCACUGUUCAUUGAGGAAGGAGAAAUAAUCACUGUAGAUACCCGCACAGGCUCCUACAUGGGGCGAGCUUAA
Molecule: messenger RNA, 2163 nt
Organism: Closterium sp. Naga37s-1
Lineage: Eukaryota; Viridiplantae; Streptophyta; Zygnematophyceae; Desmidiales; Closteriaceae
Source: the annotation of a GenBank genome assembly